Messenger RNA from Ilyonectria robusta, 648 nucleotides. RefSeq lists its product as uncharacterized. NCBI's taxonomy places the organism in Eukaryota, Fungi, Ascomycota, Sordariomycetes, Hypocreales, Nectriaceae. The record is from RefSeq and is a predicted model, not a curated record. The transcript has 2 exons. The coding region runs from base 152 to 544 and encodes 130 amino acids.
CAGCAGCAGCUUUAUCUUCAAAUGCAGAGCCUGUGCCACUUCCGCCUUGUAAGGGUGUAUUUAUGCAGCAGUAUGCCCUGCCAUGCAAUCAUUACAUUCUGCGGGAGCUUGAGGCCCAGCGGCCGCUGACGAAGGAGGUUGUGCAUCCGCGAUGGUGGCUACAGAAGCUGACCUUAAGGAACCAUUACUACGCAUCCAUGACCCUAAUAUUAUCACUAAGCUUCGCGGGUGCCGGCAUACACUAUCCAACUCGAAGCUUCCUAUUCCGCCAUACCUAAAGGUUGAAGUUACCGAAGGCGUUGAGGUCCUCCCGCCCCUGCCGCCCCUCCCGAGUCAGGGCUACAGCAGCCUUAAGCCUAGUAUCCGGCGGUCCCUGACUCAAGCUGAAAUCGAGAUGCAGACAUCACUAUGGUCAAGAUCAGGAUCACCUGCACAUACACCUGCCCGUAUACAAGAAACUAGAAGAGGACAGGCUCGAGGGACAAGGGCGGGGGUGCCGUCAACCUCACGGCAGCUCCGGUCGUCUCGGGCGGCGGCGGAAUAGGGGUUUUCCGCUUGAAAAGUAGUAUUUUGUAUGAAAACACCGGAAAUGCAUUUUUUAAACGAUUUAGCCCUAGCUAGGACCGUCAGGCUAUUACUGUGUGUGUG